Bubalus bubalis (water buffalo) is the source of this 2038-nucleotide messenger RNA. RefSeq names its product pyridoxal phosphatase (gene PDXP). Gene Ontology annotation, cellular component: cytoplasm. The transcript is spliced from 2 exons. Bases 158 to 1048 code for a protein of 296 amino acids. Gene Ontology annotation, molecular function: pyridoxal phosphatase activity. The record is from RefSeq and is a predicted model, not a curated record. Lineage: Eukaryota; Metazoa; Chordata; Mammalia; Artiodactyla; Bovidae.
CCCUCCCGUUGGCUGCAGGUCAGGCCGUGGCCCCGCCCCCUAGCCCUUCCGGCGCGCCGAUUGGCCGGUGCCCGCGACAGGCCUUCUGCGGGCGAGCGCGCUGUGCCCGCGGGAAGAGAGCGGCGCGGCUCCGGUGUGCGGGCAGCCAGCCGGCUGCAUGGCGCGCUGCGAGCGGCUGCGCGGCGCGGCCCUGCGCGACGUGGUGGGCCGGGCGCAGGGGGUCCUGUUCGACUGCGACGGGGUGCUGUGGAACGGCGAGCGCGCAGUGCCGGGCGCCCCCGAGCUGCUGGAGAGACUGGCUCAGGCUGGCAAGGCGGCGCUCUUCGUGAGCAACAACAGCCGGCGCGCGCGGCCCGAGCUGGCCCUCCGCUUCGCGCGUCUUGGCUUCGGGGGGCUGCGCUCCGAGCAGCUCUUCAGCUCCGCGCUGUGCGCCGCGCGCUUGCUGCGCCAGCGCCUGCUCGGACCUCCGGACACUCAGGGCGCGGUGUUCGUGCUGGGCGGUGAAGGGCUGCGGGCCGAGCUGCGCGCCGCCGGGCUGCGCCUGGCGGGGGACCCCAGCGAGGACCCGGGCGCGGCCCCGCGCGUGCGCGCCGUGCUUGUGGGCUACGACGAGCACUUCUCCUUCGCCAAGCUGAGCGAGGCCUGCGCGCACUUGCGCGACCCCGACUGCCUGCUGGUAGCCACCGACCGCGACCCGUGGCACCCGCUCAGCGACGGCAGCCGGACCCCCGGCACCGGGAGCUUGGCUGCCGCUGUGGAGACAGCCUCGGGCCGCCAGGCCCUGGUGGUGGGCAAGCCCAGCCCCUACAUGUUCGAGUGCAUCACAGAGCACUUCAGCGUGGACCCCGGCCGCACGCUGAUGGUGGGCGACCGCCUGGAGACUGACAUCCUCUUCGGCCACCGCUGUGGCAUGACCACCGUGCUCACGCUCACGGGCGUCUCCCGCCUGGAGGAGGCCCAGGCCUACCUGGCGGCCGGCCAGCACGACCUCGUGCCCCAUUACUACGUGGAGAGCAUCGCGGACUUGAUGGAGGGGUUGGAGGACUGACCCACUGACGCAAGCGCAGCCACAACCCUCCCUUACCCUGUUCCCGUAGGUGGAGGAGAUGGGCCAAGAGCUGCAUUAAGGGCUACCGGCUCCCGCACCCCAGUUUCUACCCGGGUGGGACUGGAACCCAGGGAAGGAGUCAGGGUCCCCACACCCACUCUCAGCUGUGGCUGGGCACUCUUUGCUAUCCCAGAAGCUGCCCCCUCCCCUCUUACUGGUUCACCCCCGCCUGACCCAGCCAGGUGGCCUUAUAUCCUGCCCUGUGACCUCCCCGUGUUUCAGUCUGGGCCCUGCUGCCUUGUGAUCUCCCCAACCCUGAGCACUUCCGCCCUGGGGCCGCUAGAGCUUUUCCUGGGUCCUGGCCUGGGGUGCCUAUUGACCAAUCAGAGGUCUAGGUAACCAGGAAUCAUUAUUGCCCUGAGCCCUGAAUGGACCAAUCAGAAGGCUAAGUGAUAGUGAUGCAUUGCUGUUGGGUCCUGAGUGGACCAGUUGGGAGCCUAAGUGACAGUGACCUCAGUUCCUAGGUCCUGGGUAGACCAAUCAGGACCCCAGCUAGUAAUGAGCCAUUAGUCUCUUGGAUCCUAAAUAGAACAAUCUAGAAGAGAGACAGUGGCCUCUCGACUAUCUGGGUCUGACUGGACCAGCCAGGGGUCCAGAUUUCUGUUCAUAAAUAAGGGUCCAAGUGCUGAAGACACCGCUCCUCCACAAAGGGGGCCCUUAGUGACUCUGGAGGCUUCUGUAGUGAGGGCCCCACCCCUCCCUGAUCAUGGUAUCAGACCAGUGCUGAUGGUGGCCACAGCUUGGGAGUGGGGCUUUUGUGCCCCCGCCUUGCUAUCAGUGUUUGCUGUGCCACCUCUCUCCUGUGCCCACCCCAGUUAUUUAUUAUCAUGUGCCACUGAUGGUGGGGGUGGGGGCUGAGCCUUCCCCAGCCACUUCCACCCCUGUUGUAACUGGUCCUCCCGUACUUAAUAAAGUGCGAGUAGGAGUGUC